This is a messenger RNA of Lucilia sericata (common green bottle fly), 2199 nucleotides long. RefSeq names its product ras-related protein Rab-23 (gene Rab23). Gene Ontology annotation, molecular function: GTP binding; GTPase activity. The transcript has 3 exons. NCBI's taxonomy places the organism in Eukaryota, Metazoa, Arthropoda, Insecta, Diptera, Calliphoridae. The coding region runs from base 781 to 1506 and encodes 241 amino acids. The record is from RefSeq and is a predicted model, not a curated record.
AGCAACAAAUAUAUUUAUAGAAAAACUAAAAGAGAGAACACCUGUGGCACAAGUCAGUCUUGGGAGAAGCGUGAUUAAGUAAACAACGUUUAAACCGGUGUGAAGCGCUUAGAAAUUUUUAUUUUUAACUUGUUAACGGAAAGAAGUGUAUAACAAAAAACUAAACUAACAAAAUUAACAAACAAAAAAUUAGAAAUAACUUCUUAAGCGCAGUUUUAGUUAAAACGCGAUAAAGAAAAAUAUUUAAUAAGAUUGAAAAAGAAAAAAAAAAUAAAGCAAUAUAUAGAAAGAAAUUUUGCACAAAUAAAGAGGAAGAAAGAAAUCAACAUACGCAACGAAUGAAUUUAGCAACGCACACAAACUAACUGAAGACUAACGCAUUGGAACCGGUUAAUAGAUAAUGAUAGUAAUAAUAAAUAACAUGCUUGGAAAAACGCAUGAAAAAUGUUACUGAUCUUGGCCAGAGAAAUCAAUGAAAAAGAAAGUGAAUGUUUCUACCGACAACGACUUGUCAGAAACAAGUAAUAACGAAGAAAACGCCAACAAACACAAAAAGAAAAUUUAUUAAAAUCCAGAUUUUUCUAAUGCAAACAUUUUGAAUGUAUUUUUUUUUAUUUUAUUUUUUUUAACAUAGAAAAUUACGUUAGAAAACGAUAUUAAUGAUCAGUUGACUACAAUUAAGUUGUCAGAUAAUAUAGAAGAAUUAAUUUGAGAUUAAGUUGAAGAUUAAAAGCCCUUUAGUAAAAGUGAAACUUUUUGCGAAAAUAACAAAACACACAAAUGUUUAACACUAUGCGAGAAGAUGAUAUAGAAUUUGCCAUUAAGGUGGUAAUAGUGGGCAAUGGUGGAGUGGGUAAAUCGUCUAUGAUACAACGUUACUGUAAAGGAAUCUUUACAAAAGAUUACAAAAAGACCAUAGGAGUAGAUUUCCUAGAAAGACAAAUCGAAAUCGAUGGUGAGGAUGUGCGCAUUAUGCUGUGGGAUACAGCGGGACAAGAAGAAUUCGAUGCCAUCACCAAAGCCUACUAUCGAGGUGCUCAAGCCUGCGUUCUCACCUUCUCCACCACAGAUCGAGCCUCUUUCGAAGCUGUGCGUGACUGGAAGCGUAAAGUAGAAAAUGAAUGUCAAGAAAUACCCACAGUGAUAGUUCAAAAUAAAAUCGAUCUCAUUGAUCAGGCCGUAGUGACGGCCGAUGAGGUGGAAUCAUUAGCUCAACAAUUGAAUUGUCGUCUUAUAAGAACCUCCGUUAAGGAGGAUGUUAAUGUGGCUUCAGUAUUUCGCUAUUUGGCCACUAAAUGUCAUCAACUAAGUCAGGCCUCCUAUACGGAACAGCAACAGCAGGGCUCUCAAAAUAACGGUACACAUAGUCAUGAAAGCCACAAGACCAUUAGUGCAUUUAGUCCCACAUUUACCAAAUCAAAGUCCACGCCGGGCACUAUAAAGUUGCAGAAAAGUACAACGGCACGAAAGCGUAAAAUUAUAUUGAAAAAAUGUGGCAUAGUUUAAGAAAACAACAACAACAAAAAACAUUUAAAAAACUAAAAUAACACAAAAAAAACAAAUCAUAUCUCAUUAUUGUUUGUAUAUGAAAGCGGCCAAUAGUAAUUAAAACUAAAACUAAAGAUAUUGUUACUCAUCUCAAAAAAUUCAUCAUCAAAAACGAAUAAAACAAACAUUGAUUAAUACAUACUACAGUUUCCAAAAAAUUAUUGGAGCAUAAUUAACACCAUCAUAUAGUACAUAUGAAUAUUUACGCUACACUCCUAAUGAUUUUGUAGAAAUUUUUGUAUAAUUAAUUAUGAAGACGAAAAUUUUUUUUAAAUAAAAUACAAGAGAUAAACAAAAGUUAUAAUAUUUUAACAUAAAAACCCCACAACAAACGCUUAAUUAAAACCAGUGCGUAGACAUUGUAGACUCGCAAGCCACAAACCGGCUCCCUUUUCCCUGUUGUCCAUUAAUGAAAAAAAAAAAUUAAAAAAAUACUCAUAUUAAGAUGGUUUUGACUGGAGACUGAUACCAUUUAUAAAUGUUACUAAAAUAAUUUUAUUAUAAUUUCUACUUUAAACUAACUAUUUACUACCAAUUUCCUUAAUUUGUAUAGACCACAAUUUUUAUUUAAAUUAUCUUUUUUAUAAUUUGUGCAAUUUCUUGAAAAACAAAAACAUAUGGUUAAACUAUAUUAUAUAUGUAGUUGCAUAA